CGCGUGAGGCACAUCAUAAAACCCACUGAUAUAAAUAGCGGCGUUGUGCUGCCCUUUACCUUUUACACAGGAGUUCCAUUAACUACCUAGCUCUUCUUCUCUGUAAGGGUUGAUAUCAUCAAGGAAAUCAAGGAAAUAAUCCGUGAAAAUGUCAGCUGGAGAUGAAGCUUCAAAUGUUCCGGCUGAGGCCUCUGGUCCCGCUCUUGGCGAACCAAUGGACAUUAUGACCGCUCUUCAACUCGUAUUGAAGAAGUCACUCGCUCAUGAUGGCAUUGCCCGUGGCCUCCACGAGGCUGCCAAAGUCAUUGAGAAGCAUGCUGCUCAGCUGUGUGUGCUUGCUGAGGAUUGCGACCAAGUUGACUAUGUGAAGCUGGUCAGAGCCAUUUGUGCUGAUAACAAUGUUAGCUUGAUCACUGUGCCAAGUGCUAAGACACUUGGAGAGUGGGUUGGGUUGUGCAAGAUUGACUCCGAAGGAAAAGCCAGGAAAGUGCUCGGUUGCUCCUGUGUUGUUAUAAAGGAUUAUGGUGAAGAAUCCGUGGGCCUUCACAUUGUGCAGGAGUAUGUGAAGUCCCACUAAGUUCCCAUGUGGAGAGGUUUUCAUUUGGGGGGUUCAGAGCAGGAGUAUGUGAAGUCCCACUAAGUUCCCAUGUUGAGAGGUUUUCAUUUGGAGGGUUCAGAGGCCUCUGUUUUACUCUGUUUCUCAAAGGAAUGCAUGGGUGAGGGUGAGGUAGUAGUAAGAGUUAUUUUUUUGGUUCAGUUUUGGGUAACCUUGUUUAGGAAACUUUAGAACACAAAAAUUUGUUAGCAAAAUGAAGUGGGCUGUGACCUUUCUAUUGAUUGUAAUCCCAAUUUGAAAGUGGGAUCCUUAAUGGAAUUAUGGAUUUUGGGGUUGAAUGAUGAUGCUUGUAAAGUAUACUUGCGGAAUUGAAAAUAGGUUGAUCCAAGAGCCAUAAA
Messenger RNA from Amborella trichopoda, 954 nucleotides. Its product is annotated as small ribosomal subunit protein eS12. Lineage: Eukaryota; Viridiplantae; Streptophyta; Magnoliopsida; Amborellales; Amborellaceae. Gene Ontology annotation, biological process: translation. Gene Ontology annotation, molecular function: structural constituent of ribosome. The record is from RefSeq and is a predicted model, not a curated record. Gene Ontology annotation, cellular component: ribosome.